UUAUAUUCUGUCGAACGCUACGAGCUGAGCUGUUCGCGUUGCCAGAAGCCCCAUUUGUUUCGCGAUACGCGCGAAACAAAUCGGCAGAUACGAAGGGAACAUUCCAACCUCCUCCCACACGGCUCCACCAAGAGGCGCGGCCCGCUCGAUCCGCUGAUUCACCAGCGUCGGUCUGGUCGCCGAGUGGCAACGGAGGCCAACCCCUACGCGAUGCCGUCGUCGAGCAGGACGGAGACGGUGAAGAACGCGCUGUCGCGGUGGGCGCGGAGAGUCGGCGAGACGACCAGGAAGGCCGAGGACCUGUCGCGCAACACAUGGCAGCACCUGAGGACGGCGCCGAGCAUCGGGGAGGCGGCCGUGGGGAGGAUCGCGCAGGGGACCAAGGUCCUGGCCGAGGGCGGCCACGACAGGAUAUUCCGGCAGGCGUUCAGCGCGCCGCCCGACGAGCAGCUCCGCAAGUCCUACGCGUGCUACCUCUCCACCUCCGCCGGCCCGGUGAUGGGCAUCCUGUACCUCUCCACGGCCAGGGUCGCCUUCUGCAGCGACAGCCCACUCUCCUACGAGGCCGGCGGCGGCAGCAAAGAGUGGAGCUACUACAAGGUGGCGAUUCCUCUGCACAGGCUGAGGUCGGCGAGCCCGUCGGCCAGCAAGCAGAGGCCCGCGGAGAAGUUCAUCCAGCUCGUGUCGGUGGACCGCCAUGAGUUCUGGUUGAUGGGCUUUGUGAACUACGACAGCGCGGUCAAGCACUUGCAGGAGGCUCUCAGCGGCUUCCACCACCUGCAAGCGUGAGUGCGUGACAGGCGGCAUCGGCAUUUGCCCGCGCUAAUCUUCGUUGUUCGCUGAUUGACACGGCGUGAUUUGUGUCUUGGGGUGUUUGUGCUCUAGUUCUUCUUGCUGAGGAUAUGUUUAUGAGUGCAUCGGUCACUUGAGAUUGUUUGGGAUUGCGGAUAUCUUCGAUUGUUUGGAGAUACAUGUCACACAUCUAAGAUUCCUGAAGCUCUUCACUUAAAAUCUUAUAGGUUUUGGAAACUGUGGUUGCCUUAUUUUUUUUUUUUGAGAGAAUAGCCAACAUGAUCCUUGAAGUUUUGCUCCAUGAUCAAUUUGGUCCCUAACCUUUUAUAUUGUCCAAACGAGUCCUUAUAUAAUUUGUCAUGUGGGCUAAUAUAGUCCUUAGUUCCACUUAAAUUGCCACAUGAGCAUGCCAUGUUAUGCUCUCAUGCAAAAUAUAUGGUAAAAUGUCCAAUUUACCCUUCCAUGUACCAUAAAAAAUAAUGAAAAGAAUUUACAAACUUUA
This is a messenger RNA of Oryza sativa Japonica Group (Japanese rice), 1294 nucleotides long. Its product is annotated as GLABRA2 expression modulator. The record is from RefSeq and is a predicted model, not a curated record. Lineage: Eukaryota; Viridiplantae; Streptophyta; Magnoliopsida; Poales; Poaceae.